Molecule: messenger RNA, 3340 nt
Organism: Thalassophryne amazonica
Lineage: Eukaryota; Metazoa; Chordata; Actinopteri; Batrachoidiformes; Batrachoididae
Exons: 4
Coding region: 386-3340 (984 amino acids)
Source: RefSeq, a predicted model, not a curated record
UGUGACAAAAGUGGGAGGGGAGGGAGGGAAGCAGGAAUUGUGCAUCAGGAGAGAAUACUGCAGCUUUCUCACUUUCUGCACAUACAUACAGACACACACAUCUUCAGAUGAACUGAAUCAUGAGGCUCUAAGUACACACACACACACACACACACCAGAGCAGCAUCACUGCUGCAGCACAGACUCAGAUUCGCAUUUGUCUCAGACACACACACACACACGUGCUGCAGGGAAGAUCUGAGUGUUGCUGAGCAUUCAGGUCUCCCCCUCUAUCACCACCACCACCCUCUUCCUCCUCCAUCCUCCUCCGGCUCUCUGUUCACCUUGUCUGUUCCGGCUGUGUGGUUUGUUGUUGCGUCAGAGCCAAGGAGAGCCAGGGAGAAGCAUGCCAGGGGAGAGCACUCACAGAUCUGUGCCCAACGACAAGCAUCACGAGCAGGAGGCCGAGGAGACGGGGCUCCCCGGACCAGACAUAACCAGACACCCAUCUACUGACUCCACGCCGAGUGACAGUGGCUCCUCCCCUAAUGAUAGUGGAUCUACCCCUUCUCCCAGUACGCCUCAGAAGCUGCUCCCAACAUGCACUUCUCCGUUUGGACCACGAUUAUUUCAUGCAACAUCCAGCAAUUCUGCUACUCCAAGACCUCAACCCGAAGGGUCUGACUACCGAAACAGCUCACCCAGACUCUCUGGAAAAUUAGGCGGUCAUGGACCUUGUGGCCGUCAUGUCCCUCUAAAAAUGGAAAGAAUCAAGGUCCUGACUGGUUCAGAAGUGGAGAGUGACUAUAAGGAGCCACAAACCAUUGACACAAGGGUGGUGAUGGGAGAGGAGACACUGCUCAAAACAGAUAUCCAGAAAGAAAAAACCCUGGUUGAGCUGAGUGGUCAAACGAUGACAGCACCUUCAAGCUCAGGCUUUUCAGAGUCUCAGUCACAUGCUGCAGAGAUCCAAACGGAAAACAACAAGCAAGGAACCACAGUCCAAACCCUUCAGAAACAACAGGGUACACAAAAAGACACUGGACAGUCACCGAAUAGAGUCCCUUCUCCUUUUGACAUGCCUGUCUGCUCUUCCUUCCCUCAACAGCCAGUCACCAAUGAAAAAGUCUUGAUGGACAACCAGGAUGAGGGUCAAACUGACUCUCAUGAUGAAGUGCCUUCCCUGUCUUUGCCUGAGCUUCCCUGUCCAGUGGAGUUGUCCUUUUCAGAGCCAGCCUGUGCUGUUGACCCACUACGAGUAGGUGUGCCCACAUCUCUUGACCCUGACCUCUACUACACUGCCCCUUCCACCCCAAUCAAGAUGGCUUCCUGCUCCUCGCACCUUAAGCAUCAUUCAUAUCCUGGCUCUCCAGCCUACCUAGGCUCUCCAUCAGACAGUGAGGAUCUUUGUUCCCCACUCACCUCUCCAUCUGGCUCUUAUAUCACAGCAGAGGGAGGGAGCUGGACCUCCUCUUACACUUCCUCGACUUCUCCCUCUACUUCUCCCAAUUUGCUCCUCAUAGAUGAAGCACAGGAGGCUCCAGCAUGCUUUGUGGGCUCCUUAUCAGAAAUUGGCGAUGAGGUUGCAGAGGAAAAGGGACGAGGAGGUGCAGAACAAGAGGAGGUGAAACCAGAAGACUUCUGCGUGACUGAGGAAGAUUGUGUUAUGAGUUCACAGAUGGGGGUUACAGAAAGAGCGAUCUUAGAGAAGGAAGAGGUUCUUAACAGAGAAGAAAUCAAACUUUCCAGAGAAAGUUGUCGUCCUCAUUGGGUGACUGAGGACGUGUCCUCUCUUAGGAGCAGUAGCAGCCGGAGCAGUGACUCACAGGAGGAUGGAGGGGGAUCUGAAAGCUCACUCUACACAAUGGAAGAGGCAAUUGAAGGGAGUCUGGAGUGCUCGAGACCCAUUCAAUCAGGCCUAAAUCUGCAGUUGGGGGCAUGUGUACCAGAGGAACAUUAUGGACAGAUAGACGACCACUCAGAGCUAGCCUCAACCUCCUUGACUCCUGACAUUGACAACUUGUCCAUGGCAUCAACUAGCCUAGGCCCUGAUUCACCCAUCACCCCCAUGGAUAUAUUCUGUCGUGGAGCAUUUGACAGGCUCGGUCAAGGUUCUUUUGUUUUCUCCCAGGGAACCUGUGUUGAUGAUAUUCCAGAGGAAGAAAGAAUGAUCCCAGCCUCUCUAAUUUCCUUUCCUCUCCACACCAGUCUCAUCUUUAAGGCAGAUUCAAUGGACAUUACCCUGUUCCCUGCAGAGGAAGAAGAUGAGAAAGAAAGGGAGGCAAACAAUGAAAACGACGGCAAGGAUGUUGACGCUUAUGCGGCAGGAGAGGAAGAAGCAGAUGUCGAAGAUGAUGAUGAUGAUGAUAUCGACGAUGAUGAUGAUGAUUUUGACGGUGAUGGUGAUGGCGAUGUUGACAAUGCUUAUGCUGAUGACGAAGGUGGUAUCGAAGUUGCUGGUAAGGAAACUAAGGUAGAAGUUCAAGUAAUAGAAGAAGAAGAGCAGGAAGAGGAUGAUGAGGACUGUGAUAGCAACACAGUGGAGGAUCUCACAGAUGAAGACAGCUCUGCAUCCUUCCUUCAUUCACUUUCAGACACAUCCAUCAAUGAGGGUUUGGAUGAGUCCUUCUGUUUUGAAGAUGACACAGAUGACUCACUAGAAUCUGCCUCCUAUAAUGGUGAUGAAGAUGAGCGUCUGUACAGCACUGAGAGACAUGCGCAGGCACUAGAACCCACACAGGUGGAUGCACCUACGCUUGCUGAAAUCCGUACAGAAUCUGACCAGGGGCCUCCCCUUGGAAUAGAUCAAACACAACAUUUGGACAUGCACUUGAGCACAGAUCACCCCCAAACACCAAGUCCUUCUGAAGUCAGUGCCGCUUUACCUAAAGGCAGCCAUGUAGAACUUGAAGCUGUUGGUGCACCUGAUAUCUCUGAACUCCAGUCAGACCUUUUACAAUCUGGCAGUCAGACAGAACAAGCAGGACCUUUGGGCAUUCAACUCAGGUCAGAUAAACCAAUAGAUGACCAAGAAGUGCCCUGUUUUGCAGAAUCUGUUUCUGGCCAACUAGAAGUUGGGCCGACAAGUAGGAUAGAUAUCUCUGGCUUGUCAAACCCUCCUGGCCACCCUAAAGAUAACCCUGAUUUCAAUGCUCCUACUGCUCCCCUGGGUAUUCAUGCUGCAGUAUGUCCCACAAGUGAAAUCCACACUGCUGAUCCUUCUACUACCUUUAGCAAUGCCACUGGGGAGACAAAAGACAUUGAUAACUUGGUUGUUUUAGAAGAAAUUAAACCAGGAAUUGUUGAAGAAAACACUCACCAGAAAGAUGUAGAUGUGAAAGAAAGUAAAUCACCGGACUGA